This is a messenger RNA of Epinephelus moara (kelp grouper), 7260 nucleotides long. RefSeq names its product furin (paired basic amino acid cleaving enzyme) b (gene furinb). Gene Ontology annotation, biological process: peptide hormone processing. Lineage: Eukaryota; Metazoa; Chordata; Actinopteri; Perciformes; Serranidae. Gene Ontology annotation, molecular function: serine-type endopeptidase activity. Gene Ontology annotation, cellular component: Golgi membrane; trans-Golgi network. Bases 854 to 3373 code for a protein of 839 amino acids. The transcript is spliced from 16 exons. The record is from RefSeq and is a predicted model, not a curated record.
UGUCAUCUCCAUCCAGUAGUGAACCGUUGCAUUGUAUUGGCAUGCAGCCCCUUAUUCUCCAUUUUUCUCUAUCCGUGUAUUUACUUGGCGUGUGUGAAUUAAUGCCCGCAUACUCUAGAAUAACAGCAAAACAAGCCAAGUGAAAUAACUGGUAGCGUUAGAGAAAUAACCGGGCGCGACGGUUGAAGUUAACUGGCAAAAUAUAAUUAACCAUGGUGGUGGUGGCAAGUUGGUGGCGGAUCACAAGCAAGACCGGGUAGUUGAAUUCAGCACUUUUGGGAGGAGGAUGGGCGUGUGCGGGUCGCAUUAUUAUUCAUCUCCUGGACCGAGCGAAGGACCUGCAGCCUCAGGUUAGAUGUAAAGUUGAAAGUCAAGCCUCAGGAGAAGAGGGAGUCUCCGCCCGGAGGAAGGAGAAGAGGAGAAUGAGGAGGCAUGACGUCUCGUUUCUUACUGGCAUCUUAGUUGUUGUAAAAAGCCACGAGUUAGAUGUGUUCAAAGCAGGGAGGGGAGCUGUGGCAGAGUGGGUGGGAACAAUGGGAGUAUUUGCGGAAAGCAUGAAGGCUAUUUUAGCAUAAACUCUCUGCCAGCGCUGCCGACUGCUCUUCCCAGUCUUCCCAGUCAGGUGAAUCCUCCCCCAGUGAGGCUAACCGGCUUUCUUUAUCUAGCAUAGGUGGACCUUUUCUUCUGUGGAAGGAGACAUGACUUGACCAGCUUUGGUCCUCAGCGCUUUCUCUCUGAAGUUUAUUGUUGGCCACUGUUCUACUUUGCUGCAGUAAGGUAGAGCAGCCCCACUCUGCCUGGGAAGCAGUGACAGACGGACGGAUAGACUGCCCUGCAAAGUGUUCUCCUUUUCAUGGAUGCCAGGGUGGCCCUGCUGCACUUAUGGACAGUCCUUGUCCUCCUGACAGCUGAACUGAAGUGGAUUAAUGCUGCAGAGGUCUACACCAAUGCUUGGGCUGUCCAGAUCAAUGGGGGGCCAGAGGAAGCCGACCGCAUCGCCAGGAAACAUGGGUUCAUCAACCACGGCAAUGUUUUUGGAGAUUAUUAUCACUUCAGGCAUCACGCAGUGGAGAAGAGGGCUUUGUCUGGCCACAGGGGGAUGCACAUCAGACUGCAAAAAGAACCACAGGUCCUGUGGGCGGAGCAGCAAGUGGUGAAAAAAAGGAAGAAGAGGGAUAUCUACGAAGACCCAACCGACCCUGAUUUCCCCAAGCAGUGGUACCUGUCCAACCCAACACAUCAAGACCUGAAUACUGAAACAGCAUGGGCUCAAGGCUACACAGGAAGAGGUGUAGUGGUGACUAUCCUGGAUGACGGCAUUGAGAAAGACCACCCUGACCUCAUCAGCAAUUAUGACCCUGCAGCCAGCUAUGAUGUUAAUGAUGGAGACGCUGACCCCCAGCCAAGAUACACGCAGCGAAAUGAGAACAGACAUGGAACUCGAUGCGCAGGAGAAGUUGCAGCGGCAGCCAACAACGGUGUGUGUGGUGUAGGUGUGGCCUAUAAUGCUAAAAUUGGAGGAGUUCGCAUGUUGGAUGGGGAGGUGACAGACGUGGUGGAGGCUCACUCCCUGAGCCUCAACCCGCAGCACAUCCACAUUUAUAGUGCCAGCUGGGGCCCAGAGGACGAUGGCAAGUCACUGGACGGCCCUGCCAAGCUGGCCAAGGAGGCUUUCCUCCAGGGAAUCACCAAGGGACGUGGCGGACAAGGCUCCAUCUUUGUGUGGGCCUCGGGUAACGGCGGCAGGGAGCAAGACAGCUGCAACUGUGACGGCUACACCAACAGCAUUUACACCCUCUCCAUCAGCAGCACCACGCAGUCCGGCAACGUGCCGUGGUACAGCGAGCCCUGCUCCUCCACCCUCGCUACCACCUUCAGCUCUGGAAACCCGGGGGAGAAACAGAUAGUGACCACAGACCUGAGGCAAAAAUGCACAGACUCGCACACAGGGACAUCUGCUUCGGCCCCACUGGCUGCUGGGAUCAUCGCUCUCGCUCUGGAGGCCAAUAUGAACCUGACCUGGAGGGACAUGCAGCACCUGGUAGUGAGAACAUCCCAGCCCGGACACCUCAGCGCCGGAGACUGGAGGACCAACGGAGUGGGACGCAGAGUGAGUCAUUCGUACGGUUACGGGCUCCUGGAUGCAGGUGCUAUGGUGGCUUUGGCACAGAACUGGACCACAGUGGGACCACAGCAUCAGUGUGUUCACACCAUGCUCACAGAACCAAGAGACAUCGGGAAUAAGCUGGUGUUCAGCAAGAGCGUGGAUGCCUGCUGGGGACGACCGGAGUACGUCAGCUCUCUGGAACACGUUCAGGCUCGCCUCACUCUCUCCCACAGCCAGAGAGGAAAAUUGGCCAUUCAUCUCAUCAGCCCACUGGGCACACGCUCCACCUUGCUUUUCCCCAGGCCCAAUGACUUCUCUUCAGAGGGAUUCAACGACUGGGCCUUUAUGACCACCCACUCGUGGGGUGAGGACCCUCAAGGGGAAUGGACAUUGGAAAUAGAGAACGUAGCGGCUAAUGGACGUGACUAUGCCGUGCUGAGUCAGUUCACCCUCAUCCUGUGGGGCACCGGACCCAGCGUCGUCAACCCCUCGUCAUCCGACUUCCCUCGGCCGUCCAACAACAGCUGUAAAACCUUCGACGCCCAGCAGAUCUGUAUCGAGUGCAGCCCCGGCUUCUCCCUGUUCCUCCAGGGCUGUGUGAAGUUAUGUCCACCGGGUUUCACCUCGGGGCCGCAGCUCCUUAACCUCUCCCUGGAGAACUGGGUGGACCUGUCCUCCGUCCAGGCCUGCCUACCCUGCAACCCCGCCUGCCUCACCUGCUCUGGCACGGGGCCUACAGACUGCCUGUCCUGCCCGCCUCACAGCCACCUGGUUCUCACCUCCUGCCUGCACCAGAACCAGGUCCAGCGCAAAUCUCCGCUAGCCGGGGGACUCCAGGGUGAUGGAGCACAGCCAGAGGGGGACGUCCCAGCAGCAGAGGACGACAGCACAGAAGGCGAGGAGCCUCCGGGGAUCAGCGUUGCUCCGUCCAAUCAGCUGCCUGUCAUCGUGGCCGUACUCAGCUGUGCCUUCAUCCUGGCGUCCUUCGUCGGGGUCUUCCUCUUGCUGCAGAUGCGUUCAGGUGGCACGUCUUUGGGCUGGAGGACCAAACUGCCCUCUGUGUAUUCACAGACGAGGGGGGUGCGGGUGGGCUUUGGUUUUGGCUUCGGCCAAGGACGGGAGAGGAAGGCACGGAUAUGCUACAAGGGGAUCCCCACUGUGUGGGGGGACGAGGACAUGAUCGCCUACCAGUCUGAAUCAGACAGCGAGGAAGUGGAUGGUCACAGCGAGAGGACAGCUUUUAUCAAGACGCAGAGCUCGAUCUAGCUGAAUCCGCAGAAUCUGCUGUUGUGGUGUCUGACACUACGACAUCCUGGGUUUUAUCAGAUCUGACUGUUUGGAGCUGAUACAUGAAGGUGAAUCACACAGGCUGCUACGGGAUGAAAAAGAAACACAUACGCAGGCCUUACUGUUCCAUCAGCAUCCCAUCCAAAUACAUUAAAGAGUCGAUCAUUAGUUUUUGUCAUGUAUUUAUUUAUGUUUGUUAAUUUAUCUUAUUUGAUUAAUAUUUUAAUGUCAGAUGUAGUCAUUAUGCAUUUGACUCACCAGUGGGCACCAAGCUGAGGUGUUAUGCAACUGUGUUACUUAUUUAUAACUUCAAGGAAUACUUCACCCACAAAAUGACAAUUUCUAAAUCAGUGAGUCAUGUUGUGUUACCUUAAAUUCUUGGAGAAAACUUUACUUUUCUUGCAUGCCUCCACAGAAAGCAGCAAACAUACUGAUUGAUUGGGGACCGCGUUCAACAAACUAUAUCAAAACAGCAGUUUACAGAUUCUCAUACAACUCAUGCAGUAUGCAUUUUUUCUGUUGUGGAUGGUACCAAUGGAACCUUUCUGUACCGUCCCCAUUUUUGGUCACCCCUCUGUUGAGGUACCUAGCACACAGAUCUGGUACUAAAACAAAGAACUGUGAACACUGCAGUCCGAUGAUUGGUCAAUAGCGGACGGUCACUCUGCUCAGGGCUGAGAUGUGGCUGGUUUUGUAACCUCUGUUCAUACCGUGGCAAGUUUUACAUUAGUAAACUGUAACUGUAAAAUGAAAGGAUGUUUGCAGCAGCUGUAGACUUUUAAGGUGGAACAUUUACUUGUAAUGCUACUCAACGGAUGACUUGAUGACGUGAAUCCAUCAGCGCACCUUAAAUUUCAGUUUUUAUUGUGUCUCUUGGAUGAUACAGACUUUUAGUAAUGAGUGGAUCUUCAAGAGUUUAUGUUAACUGCAGAUAUUCUAAUGCUCACUUGGGGAGAAAAAAGCAUUGUGGAGAGUCGUUCCUGUGGGCUCCGGCAACACUAACCCCCUGAGCUUGCCUGAGAAGGACUAAAUGCACAAACCCCCUAUUUUUAAAAAUCCCAUGGAGAGAGACUCUCACUGCAGCCUGUCCUAUUUUGUUCUGAAAGUGUCGGCACACGGCCUUGUUCAGCGGACAAUAAACAAAGUGUAAACGUCCAUUUAUGUCAUGGGUGAUGAGGAAAUACAGCCAGUGCUAGAUGGAGCAGUGAGUGACAACAUACCUGGCUACAUUUAAGGGUACUGUUUGCAAUGGAAACACUAAACGGACCUAGGGUCUAGGUACAUGUCUGAAGUGUUACUCUUGGUUCCAAAGGUACCAUGCUGAAAAUGUUUGGUGGAAGCAGGGCUCAGGUCUCAUUUAUCAAGUUUUAUGCUCAGUGCUUCCCAAACACAUGCAUUUUCGGCUAACACCUUUAUAUUCAAAACUAAGACCUGAAAAUGAAACUCAUCUGUGCUACACUUUUCAAUGAAAAUGCAUGUGUUUGGGAAGUACUGAGCAUACAACUGAAUAAAUGAUACUUGGAUUAAGCUGCACCAGUUGUGUGAGAGAUUGUAAACAGAUGCUUUGAUAGAUUUGCUGCUGUUAAACCUGGUCCCCAGUCAAACAAUAAAUCAAUAUAUUCACUGUUUCAUGGGGAGGCAUGCAAGAAGAACAGAAAGGAGAAAAAGAGAAAUGUUUACUUUACAAAUUCAAGGUAAAACGGCAUGACUAAUUGAUUUACAAAUAGUCUUUUUGUGGGUGGAGUAUUCCUUUAAUGACCUGCUUGACCAUAUUUUGUCCAGUUUGUCGAAAGGUUAAUCUGCCCUCUCAUAAAGCUGGAGGACUUAUAAGAGAGCUCACAAUUAAAGACACACAGGCCGAGAUAUCCUGGCUUUUAGUCUCAAGUACAGGUAAAAGGUAAAAAAAAAAAAAAAAACAUAAAUCCUACAUUUCCCAUAAUGCAACUUACUAGCAUCUUUCACUAGAGCUCCUCAGCCUGAUAAAUGCUUAUGUUUACCAUACUCCGCACUCCCAGUCUCUGAACAAAUGAGUCUCCAAGCUCAAUAACAAGUCAAAGCUCAAAAUAACCCUGAAGACAUCGCCAGGGUUAUUGUUAAAGGUUCAGUGUGUACGGUUUAGGGAGAUAUAUAUUGGCAAAAAUGUGUAUAAAUAACCUAAAAAUAAGAACUGUCAAAAAUUUUUUUAGCUUAGAAUGAGCUCUUUAAAUCUCAUAGGGAGCGGGUCCUCGUCCAUGGAGUCCCCCAUGUUGCACCGCCAUGUUUCUACAGUAGUCCAGAACGGACAAACCAAACAUCAGCUCUAGAUAGGGCCAUUCGUGUUUUGGCGUUGCGCCACCAUAGUUAGCAGCCCCUCUGUGACAAGCAGCAUUGGAAGAACGUGAAACUACUUUGAUUAGUGUUUUUAUUGGUUUAAAUCACCUGGUGCGUUUUUGCGAGGAAGACACCACUACCGGUUAUUCAGUUCUUGAUAAAACCUCCUGAACGACUUGAUCUUAAGUUGUCAGAGACUCUGACAUGCCCUAAAGCAGUGGCUGCCAACUGGUCCCACCACGGGGUCCAGAUUCCCCCUUAGUCAUUAGUUCAAGGUCCACACAGUUUAAUAUAUUCAGCGUCAUACCUGCGUUUGGCCAUGUCGUCAAGCUAGUUUGCUGUCUCUGUUCAGUAGCUGUCUGUUGUUCACUAACUCUACAACAGGAAACAGCACUUCAAAAUAAAAGCUUGUGCUUGAAAUUCACUGUACUUAAAAAAUAGUGUAUGUUUUUUUACAAACUUGACACAUUUGCGAGUCACUUGCGGUCCAUUCAGAAUGGACCCAUGACCCACUUUUGGACCGCAACCUACCAGUUGGGAACCACUGCCCUAAAGGAAUCUAACCGGGAGAAGCUGCUGGUUGCAGUCUGCAAUCCUCGUCACUAGAUGUCGCUAAAUCCCCUGAAAUAUUACACACUGGACCUUUAAGGCUCGUCACAGCUCCUCCAGAUUGACAGAAGACCAUAAACAACCCUAACAGGCUGAGAGAUAGUCUGUGACAAGUGAAAUGAACUCCAUGUGUAUAAUGGUUGAAGUGAUCCUUUGAGCCAGUAGAGCGCAUUAAAUUCUCACAUAUGCAUCGAUUUGUCCCCAACACAAACACCUGGCCAUCAGCGCAAGCAGACGUCUCAUAAAUCGGCGUUAUAUCUUAUCAGAUUCUUGGCAGAAUGUGGGCCAGGGGUCGUGAAGUUGACACGCAGUUGAUUAAUAAUAAGAAAACUUUAAAUUGAAGAUUUCUGCAGCGCACUGGGACGGCAUAAUAAAACAUCCCGCUGGCUGUUUGAUAAGCAGGAAACUGUGGAGGAUGCUCUGUUUUCAAUCAAGGCGCAGUGGGAAUUGCCACGGCGGCAGAGCCAUAUCAGAUGUAUCAGUCACAAAAUCUCAUUGACUUGUUGUAGAGUAACACUGUUUUUGGAUGAAAUAAAAAAAUACUUAGCCCAAAGCUGCCACGCUGACCUUUGCAACAUUUUUCCUCCUGGUUGCUGCGGGUAAGAAAUGAGAUCAUUUUCUCUUCAUUUUCCCCACGGAGCAUAUAUUGAUUUUGGGGCUUCUCUCCCAGAACAUCUUCAUCAGGAUGAAGCUCUUUCCCUUUCUAUUGUGAGUGCCAUACAUUGAAAGACAAAUACAUGCUUUAUUUGCCCAUCUGUAACAGUGUGGCCUCCACGCAAGCUGAAUCAAAGCCUUUGGAUUUAGAGGCCCGAGUGGUGUAUAAGUAAUGAGAUCUUGUAUCACAUUUUCUAUGUUUGUUUUAUAUCCUUUUUUAUUUAACGGACAAUGGGUGUUAAUAUUGUGGAAAUCAGUUUUCAUGCUGGAAUAAAACGACUUUGGCUGUUGCA